AUAAGAUAUGACGUCAUAGUAAGCUAUAUGACAUGAAGUUUAGAGAUAACAAUUUCUUAAAAUCGAUAUCUACGAUUGAUGUGAGGUCGUAAAAAUAAAUCAAAAAAUGGAGAGACAUAAUAUAAACUAAAUUUUGCCGUUUCUGGGUCUCUGUAGAUAUCACAGGCGUUAAAUACCAAACCCGUGACUUCAUAACUGUUGAUCAGGCAGUAGCAGAGUGAAAGUGAAACAUAGCGCGAAUUCAUGUAAACAAACACAAGAAAUCGGAGUUUAAAAGCAUUAAGAAUGAAUAUCAUGUGUGAUUUAUGUGGGAAUAAAGCUUAUGAAUAAGUCCACUCAGAGAUGUUCGAAAGAAAUGGCGUUUUUACAUCACUGUGUUUUAUAACAAUUAUAUCUUUUAUUAUAAUCCUGAGUCUGAUUCCAACUACAGAACGUCCUUUCCUGACCUACUUCUCUGCAUUAGAUACGUUUGACUUGUCACAGAACGAUACAAAUAUGACCAAUAAAGUAUUCAAUAACUCACUUCCAAGGACAUAUCGCACACAUUGGUUCCAAGCAGAGGAGUGCUUUGUGGAUCAGCUGCGGUAUUACGAUGGUACUCAAUGUUCCAUACCUGGCUGUGUUUUAGAAACGAAUGUUUUCAAUGCUGAUAUAGUGGUAUUCAGCCACAGAGACAUUCCUAAAACGGUGAUUAAGAAAGGAAAAGGACAAAUCUGGGUGUUUAACACGGCAGAAAGCCCGUAUCACACUGAAAGACCAAAUAAGAAAUGGUUGAAACAAUUUGAUAUAUCCAUGUCGUAUAUGGAGGAAUCGGAUAUCUAUGUACCAUUCUACGGUAAAUUGCAAAAAAUACAAGAACCCGUCAUCAAAAACUACACUGGAAUACUCAGCAAGAAAACUAAAGACGCAGUAUGGGUUUCAAGCCACUGUCCAACUCCUUCAAGAAGAGAAAAGUUAGUUGAAGAGCUAAGUAAAUACUUAAAAGUGGAUACAUUUGGCAGAUGUGGAACUAAAAGAUGUGGCAAGCAAUAUGAUAAUUUAAAGGGGUGCCAGGACAUAUUCGAAAGAGAUUACAAAUUCUUUUUUUCUUUUGAGAAUUCACUUUGCAAAGGUUAUACAACAGAAAAACUGUUUUCACUUUAUUUAAACCGUGCUCACGUAAUACCUGUUUUUAACGGACCAAAGGACGCCGGUCAAUAUCUUCCUACAGAAACUUACAUUAACAGUCAGGAUUUUCCUUCUGUCGGUCUUUUAGCCAAAGAAUUGAUCAGAAUAGGCUCUAAUGAAACGGAAUACACAAGCUACUUAAAGGAGAAGGACAAAUUUAUUCCAAAAUCUUUUCGAAAAAUCAUUUUAGAUGCCCAGUGUGCUUUAUGUAGAUAUGUAAGAGACGUAUAUAACGGGAAAAAGACUAGGAGAAAUAAAUCCUGGUUUAAUGUUUUAAAUCCAGAUGUAUAUUGUACGAUAGGUAAAUAAAGGGGAAGAAAAUAUUGAUGUUGUAAUUUAUAUUUUGAAAAUAAUUUGACCGGUAACCACAUGUUUGUUUCGACAGGGAUAGGGAUUUUGGGUGACAAGUGAAUUUACCUUCUUUAGUUUUAGGGUCAUUUAUACCUGAAUUUUAAAAAUUGCAAAAAUUGAAAAAAAAAAUUUAGUUAUUUGAAAAUUAGGAGUGGGACCAAUAAAGUGUAUAAAAAGUGAAUAGGAACUAAAAACUCAUUCAUAAGAAAAUAUCAAAUAACCUCGUAGUUAUCUCCAAAAUGUUUCCUCUAUUUUAUAAACGGUUACUCUAAAUAACACUUGUAGAGUUCCCAAAAAUUCCAUUGACAAUUAAAUACGAGUACACGGACAACUGCUUUAGGUGAACUAUCAGGACGUAAGCCAUUUACUUCAUUUAAGAGACCUAUCAAAAUGAUCGAACAGUAAAUGAAUGUGAUUAGCUUUUACUUUAAAAAAAAAACAGUUACCAGCUCCAUUGGUCUCUUUUGAUAUUUUGUAUUGAUCCUAUUUUUGCAUUAAAACACCGUUUUUACUUAUGUUUUACUUAUGCCGAAAGCAAUUUAUUUCUAUCAAUGUAAUUAAGGGUGCAUACCAUUAACUCUACAUUUUCAAAAUUGUCAUUACAACCUUAUAUUCAUUAUUGCUACAAAAAUACAUACAUUAUACCUACAUGCAUACAUUACCACUAUAUGCAUACCCCCUUCGCUCUCUGGCAGCUUAAACAUUUACGGAUUGAUAUAAGAUACAACAUUUAUAUAAAAAUGUAGCGUUAAUGAUAUACACACUUAAUAUAAAUAUACAUGUAUAUUUUUUUUAAGUCCACUGACCUCAUUUUCGUAGUUUGAAAAAUAUGUUUGUCAUUAGUUGCGAAACUUUUGCGCUAUGAAACGAAACUUCCGUGUUUUAACUCGUAACUUUUGAUCAUUGCUUUAAUUUUGUAUAAUGCAUUGUAAAUAGGCACAUAGCCUCGAAAAAGAUAAAUCAAAACUGGUACGAAACAUAAAUUAUUUCAAAUUUAAUUGUCUGAUUUUUAAUCAAAUGAAAAUCCAAAUUUAAGAGAAUGGAGUGAUAUAACCCAAAAUAGUACACUGAAUAUAAAGAUUGACCUUUUGUAUUUUUAAUCCAUUGCAUGCAUUUAAAAAUUGAAUUUUCAUAAAACACUGAAUAUGUUUGUCAUCGUGUAUAUAAGCUAUAGGGAAAUGAAACAGGAAGAUUUUUACACCUAGCAAUUUGUAUGAACAAGAAAUAAA
Saccostrea cuccullata (small rock oyster) is the source of this 2747-nucleotide messenger RNA. RefSeq names its product alpha-(1,3)-fucosyltransferase C-like. Gene Ontology annotation, molecular function: fucosyltransferase activity. The record is from RefSeq and is a predicted model, not a curated record. Gene Ontology annotation, cellular component: membrane. The coding region runs from base 343 to 1476 and encodes 377 amino acids. The transcript is spliced from 2 exons. Lineage: Eukaryota; Metazoa; Mollusca; Bivalvia; Ostreida; Ostreidae.